AUGAUUUCAAGAAUUUCAAUCUCUUUUAUUGCUCUCGUCUUAAGCUUAUUUUUGGCUCAAAGUGGAGAUUCUACACCUGUUCCAAAUCAUCUUGACGCAAGAGCUUAUGGUCCGGGAGACACGACAGGUCGCGCUUCAAAAUCUUUGGAUGGCGAUUCUUCGAAGCCUGUAUAUCAAUAUGCAGACUCUGGAGGUCGCCCUGGCGCUAGAGCUUUGAAUGAUGAUUCGCUUGAGCCAAGAUUUGAAACAAUCAGUAACACGACAGCUCGUGGUGGCCAAAAUCCCGCUCCAACAGCCUCGGAUGGUAAUUCACCUGAACCAAGAGCUGAUGCUUUUGCUGACACAGGCUUUAAUCGUGGCUCUCCUCCCGCUCCAACAGCCUCGGAUGGUAGUUCACCUGAACCAAGAGCUGAUGCUUUUGCUGACACAGGCCUUAAUCGUGGCUCUCCUCCCGCUCCAACAGCCUCGGAUGGUAAUUCGCCUGAACCAAGAGCAUAUGUAGUUGGAGAACCUCCCAAAAAAAGAGAACCUACUUACAUUAGAGGAAACUCGCAAAUUGUUGGUCCUUAG
Messenger RNA from Meira miltonrushii, 570 nucleotides. RefSeq lists its product as uncharacterized. The transcript is spliced from 2 exons. The coding region runs from base 1 to 570 and encodes 189 amino acids. The record is from RefSeq and is a predicted model, not a curated record. NCBI's taxonomy places the organism in Eukaryota, Fungi, Basidiomycota, Exobasidiomycetes, Exobasidiales, Brachybasidiaceae.